AAUUUGGCAAGCAUAAUGGAAGGCACGCAUACCAUCCUCCUGUUGCACAAACCCAUUACAGAGCUUUGUUACAUCAGCUUCUAUCAUCCAAAGGGGGAAGUCACAGGAUUUACUUACAUGGGCUCUGGAACUCUGGAUAGAACCAGUGACAGUUUCUGUGGCUGCUAUCAAGUGAGGGGAACGUUAGACAUGGCCCUGAGAGAACGGCCACAUAAAGACCGUGGAGUUAUUAUUUUCAAGCCAACUACCACAAAAGACCUUCUCAAUGAAAUGUACAAACUAACUGCUGAAAAGGAAAACCUAUUAUCCAGUGUUUUGAGCUCUCAUCAUAUUCCAGACCUUAAGGCAGGACAUCAGGAGGAAAAGCGACAGGAUGUUUCCGGAGUCCCGAAACUUAAAGGUGAUAAUUACUCCAGUCUUACAUAUCAACAGGAGUUAUUGCUGGAUUCUACAAAGAGAGACAAUUUGAAUCACAAAAAAAUGAGGAAACACAAAAGGAAAGAGAGCUUUGAGGAGAUCAGACAUUGUAAAGAGGGAAAAAAGAUACAUGAACAUCUCUUUUUACUGAGUACACAAGACAUGCAACAGAAAAAUAAGAUGGUCUCCACAAGACUUUCUACCAGGAGUUAUCCCAGCUCCUUUUCUCCCUCCAGCUGGCUAACAGUAAAAGGUAGGGAUAAUUUACCAGUAGACAAUAGAAUACAACCAGAAAGGUGGAUAGAAGAGGGGUAUUUUCUUAAGAGUAACAAAGCUGUGAAAUUGGAUGCUGGCUUACCAAGUUCUAGCUCAAAAGACAUCAAUGAUGUUGUUGCAGUUGAACCAGCGGAUAAUGCAGAAUGCAUUCCUGAAGUUACCAAGGUACAACAGAGGACCACUUUGGUGAAUUCAUCUCACUACAGUCUGUCUAACAAACUUGAGACAUUAAGUAACACUGCAGCUGCUAAAAUCUUGAAAAGUCGCAAGUAUGCCGAGCCAGUAUGCAAGGAGAAACCAGGAAUCACAGGUCUUGCUGAAGUCCAGGAUUUCGACACUUGUUUUAAAAAAUUUACCAACCCCCCUGCAGAGUCUUUGCCUGACUCUCACAGAGAUAACAAAACCAUUUCUCCCGUUCUCACAACAGCACAUAACGAGGUUAUAGCAAGAAGUGAUGUAUACUCUGUAGAUGAAGCUGCUGGAGACUCUAAUAACAGUGUGCUGCAGGAAAAGGAGGAAGACAGCUCUGGUUUGCAGUACAAAGCAGAGAGAGUGCACAUUACUGAUGAGUCAUGCAACCUUGUGGGAGCAGUUAAUAAAGCUCUUCUGAAAGUUAUCCGGAGCGACAGUUUAGAUGAAGCUGCAGAAUGGAAGAGACUGCAACAAAUUACAAGAGUAGACAGAAACCUGCCAGGCUCACUAUAUGAGAAAAGGACCACGGUAUCCCGGGGAAACGGCAAGCAUUUAUUUUUGAACCUGCCUGUAAAUGAAAUUCCUGAUAUUCCUCAGACAAGCAAUAAUCUUAAACUGGAAGAGAAAAGGCUGCAUUCACCCCCAUUAGCAGCAGUGAGUAAUGUUUUUAGUAAUUCAUAUCCGCUAUCUAAUACACACAAACAAAUGUCACCCAUUCCUUCUCCGUUAUCUUCGAGACUGCCCAGCCCGCAGCUGCACCACCGGAUCCUCCCGCUGCCAACACAGAACACCGAGGACGAAUCCAUGCUCAGUGACUAUGGCCAUGGAAGGCACGGUGCUGUAAACUUCUCUUUCAGUGAUUUGGAGCCACAGUUCUAUCGGAAGUUUUCUGAUCCUGGAGAACUGGGAUUUGCCAGCAGACAACGGGGCCUACAUCAGAAUGCAACUGCAGGACAAUUUGAAAAGUGUGCUGUGCAAGAAAAGUUAACUACUCGGACACAGCAGAAUUUCUGUCCAGCAGAGUCUGCUUUAAAGGAUGACUUCACUGAACGGCUGACUAGUUUGGAUGUGGCAAACAGAGAUGAAGAUACGUGGGUUCUGGAUUGCAGACUGGGGCAAUCAAACUCAUUUCCUCAUUCAAGUGAGAAGGAGAAGAUCAACAGAAGUGUGUUGCAUCUGAGCCUGGAACUGAAUCCUGACCUGAGUCCCUCAGAGCAAGAUGACAAGACUCCAGGGAGACUCCAGGCUGUCUGGCCGCCACCAAAAGCAAAUAAUGAAGAAGUAAAAGUAGGAUUGAAGUACACUGAAGCAGAGUACCAAGCUGCCAUUCUGCAUUUAAAGAGGGAGCACAAAGAAGAAAUUGAAACAUUAAAGUCUCAGUUUGAACUCAGGGUAUUCCAUAUUCGUGGAGAACAUGCUGUCUCAACUGCUCAGCUUGAGGAAACCAUUGCACAUCUGAAGAAUGAACUUGAUAACAAAUUAAACAGAAGAAGUGAAAAAGCAAAGGAUAUUGGUGUUUCUACUGAAGAUGAUAACCCACCAAAGGCAUACCGAAAUGUAUGUAUACAGACUGACAGAGAAACUUUCAUAAAGCCUAGUGAAGAGGAAAACAGAGCUGUGAAAAAUAACCAAAUAGUACCCAAAAAGCUUAAUAUUUCUUCUUUGACACAUAGUAUAUCUGCCCAAAGUGAAAAUAAGGAAAAUUACAAUGUACAGUCAUCAGAAAGUGUCUUGUCUUGUCAACCAAAACAAAUGCUGCCUCCACCACCACCACCACCUCCUCCCCUUCCUGAUUCUUCACUUUCUGCUGUAGUUCCUCCACCACCACCACCUUUGCCAAUGGGUCCGGCUUCACUGACAUCUCAGUUUGGAUCUGGUCCGCCGCUGCCACCUCCACUUUCUGAAGGCUGUAGGAAUUUUCAAGCACCACCACCACCGCCACCCCCACCGCUUCCGGGGCUGGGACCUCCUGUUCCUCCUCCACUGCCUGGAUCUGGGUUACCUGCACCCCCUCCACCUCCUGGGCCUGGGUUCUUUUUUAAUAGCACUUUAUCUUCAAACCAAGGUCCUCGAAAACCUGCCAUUGAACCUGGCCGUCCCAUGAAGCCUUUGUACUGGACACGAAUACAAUUGCAAGAUAACAGGAAAACUGCUAUGCCAACAUUAUGGGAAUCACUGGAAGAACCUGAUAUACUUGACACUACUGAGUUUGAAUAUUUAUUCUCCAAAGAUACCACUCAGGAAAAAAGAAAACCAUUAUCAGAGACUUACGAAAAAAAAACCAAGGCCAAAAAGAUUAUCAAAUUGCUGGAUGGAAAGCGGUCUCAAACUGUAGGAAUUUUAAUAUCCAGUUUGCACUUGGAGAUGAAGGAUAUUCAACAAGCUAUAUUGUGUGUUGAUGACUCUGUAGUAGAUCUGGAGACACUGGAAGCCCUAUAUGAAAAUAGAGCACAAAAGGAUGAACUGGAGAAAAUCAAGCAAUAUUAUCAGACUUCAAAAGAGGAGGAACUGAAGCUUCUGGAUAAACCAGAACAAUUUCUGUAUGAGUUGUCUCAAAUCCCCAACUUUGCAGAACGAGCUCAGUGUAUUAUCUUCCAGUCGGUUUUCUCUGAAGGGAUAACAUCAGUGCACCGGAAAGUAGAUAUUGUCACUCGUGUUUCCAAGGCUUUGCUGAGCAUGAAAAGUGUAAAAGAAAUUUUGGGCUUGAUUCUGGCUUUUGGAAAUUAUAUGAACGGAGGGAAUAGGACCCGAGGUCAAGCUGAUGGGUUUGGUUUGGAAAUACUCCCCAAACUAAAGGAUGUCAAAAGCAGAGAUAAUGGUAUUAAUCUUGUGGAUUAUGUCGUCAUAUAUUACCUACGCCAUUGUGAUAAGGAAGCAGGAACAGACAAGAGUAUUUUUCCUUUACCAGAACCACAGGAUUUUUUCCAGGCCUCCCAAGUUAAAUUUGAAGACCUAAUAAAAGACUUAAGGAAACUGAGGAGAGAUCUAGAAGCCUCUGAAAAGCAGAUGAAGUUAGUUUGCAGAGAGUCUUCUGAAGAACAUCUCCAGCCCUUCAAGGAGAAAUUAGAGGAAUUCUUCCAGAAAGCUAAAGAAGAACGGAAAAAAGAAGAGAACAGUUUGGAAAAUGCUCAGAAAUGCUUUGAAGAAACAGUGGGAUACUUUGGGAUAAAGCCAAAGGCUGGUGAGAAGGAGAUCACACCAAACUACGUUUUCACGGUGUGGUACGAAUUCUGCAGUGACUUCAAGACCAUUUGGAAACGAGAGAGCAAAAGCAUUUCCAAGGAACGAAUUAAAGUGGCUCAGCAAUCAGUGAGCAAGUUAACUGCAGAGAAGAAAGUUGAAACGAAGAAAAUCAAUCCUACAGCCAGCCUGAAAGAAAGACUACGUCAGAAGGAAGCCAGUGUGACUGCCAACUGAGGGAAGAUGAAUGAAAACAGUGCAGUGAUUUCAUACAUUGCCUGAUGCUUUACUACACCAAUGGCCCAGGAAGCACCUUACGUUAGAUACUGAAUUCUGCUUUGCUGGUCUGUCCCGAGACAAUCCAUUAAAGACUUUUGAGUUCCUUCAAAGGGGUUUGUAUGUUCAGUGGAGGGAAUUCUAAGAAGGUUUUUACGCGGGAAGUCAAAAUUUUUUUCUGUAACUGUUCCUUACAUUGCUUAAAAUGCAUCUUGUUGUCAAUGGUUUAUUAAAAUAUUCUGUGUAUAAUGUAUUAAUAUGGAAGAGCUAAAAUGAGCAUUUUGGAUGCUGAGUUAAGUAAUGACUAACAACCUGUAGGUUAUUUACAGGGCUUUAUGUAGAUGAGAGCAAAUAUGCCAUUCAGUUCACAAAGGUCUAGUGCAGCAUACUUUUUGUUACUUCAGCAGUAACUGAGGUAAGAUUGAUUCUAAAUAAUUUUACAGUGUCUAACUAUUGGAUGCAUCUUUCUAAAACUGAUUAAAUGUAAUUAUAGAGUCAUGCUGUAUUUUACUAUGAAUAUUUUUAUAGAAGCUUCAGCUUAUGCCAUUCAUUGAAAUGGGAGUAAUAUUUUGCACAUAAAAAGGAAUAUUCAAAUUCUUUAGUUUUGUGAUUGAUGGCAUAACAGAUUUAUUAUUUUUAUGGUUUUAAUCUAACAUUUCCUAAAUUUUGAGCUUCAAAAGAAAAAAUUAUAAAAUGUAUAUUUUUAUUUCAGUAUAUAUUGCAAAUAACAAAUCCAUAAAGUGACGCGUUUAUAGGUCAUUAUUCAUUAAGAUACAAUAAUGUCUCUCCAUGAAGUUACGUAUUUGCCAUUAAACAUUUGACUUUUAAUUCCAUUGAAAGCUUUCUUUUUAACAGCAAUUAUCUCACUCUAAAACAUAUUAUGCAGCCUGCCCUUGUCCCCCUGUAUUUGUAUGAAGAAUGUGUCAAGCAUACCUACAUAUAUAUAUAUAUAUAUAUAUAUAUAUAUAUAUAUAUAUAUGCACACAUAAUAUAAUAAGUAAAACUUCAGAAAGAAUUAACAGGGUCUUGCUGUCCUCCUGUAACAUUAUGACCAUUGCCAUAAAGUGGCAGAGCCUAAAAAUAACCCUACUGAAUAUCCACCAUUGCUCGAAGAUUUUUACUGCAUUUUAAGGAUUUGGAUUCUUAGGAGGAGAAAUCUGGAAGAACAAGUUAAUUUAGGGUAAAAGAGAAAAGUGAUUCUGCUUGCUGUCCACGAGAGGGAAAAUGAGUUUAUGAUAAUGGUGUAUGAAGUUGGUUACAAAGAGAAAUUAGGUGAAGCAAAGAGGUGCAAAAAGCUAGUAGGGGAAAAGCAUUAGUCCUUUGCUUUGAAACUGGAAAGAAUAUACAUGAUACAGACAACAGUUAUCAUACAGCAAAUUCCAUAGAGAGACUGAGAUGAAACCUAGGCAAAGUCACACCUAGCAGUGUACAUUUAUAUUAAGGAAAAUAGCAGUUUUGGAGACACAUUCAUAAAUUAACAUAGGAAUUCAGUGCAGAUUUCUUAAAUUAGUACCUCUCUCAUAGGAAUGAGAACAUAAAUGAAAACAAAAGAAUCAAAAGUCUCUUGUAUGUUUGGGAGUUUAGACUUGCUACAGAUAUUCUCAAGAUGUGUAAGCAUAAUUCUUAUGAAAGCAGUCAACAAUAUGCUAGCAAAAAUAAUCUGAUAUGUAUUUUGAGUAGUCCUAUUGCAGAGGAAAAGCAAAUUCCAAAGAUUUAAGUUUCCUGUCUUCCAUUAACUAGGUGAAGUACAUUUCUUUCCAAUACUAUUAGUGAUAAAUAAGAGGAGCAAUAAAGCCUAUAAAAGCCAAAGAACAAUAGCAAGCAAUUCUGAUGAGUGUUUAAGCAAACAGUGUUUAUUUUUUAUAUAGUUUUCUAUCUAUCAUGAAGAUAGUGUAUAUUGCUAUUUGACCUAACUGAGAGUUUUUUCAGUGAAAAUAAUUACUUGAAGUAUUAUUCAGUAAGAGCAGCACUGUUUGUGAAAAUGGAUGGUCUUAAUAAUUCCCAUUAAAAGUAUAUUGUGGGAAAAAAGGUUUUAACUUAUUGAAAUAUCCUGUUUCAAAAUUUCUAAAUGUGAAUUUUCAUUUUUCAGUUCAAAUUGACUUCAUUUUGAAAUGUUGAAAAAUGUAUAUAAAAAGGGAUUAAAAUUAAAAUUAUUCAUUUAAAGCAUUCCUUGAUCAGACUUAUAAUUCUUUUAUCAAAUUAGCAAUUUGCCAAGGUUUUGAGAAUUAAGGCUAUUUUUUAGAAGAUUCAAAAACUUAUGUAGCACGGGGACCUUGUCUCUUCCUAAGUUUCAGUUGUAUUGAUUUUCCUCUCAAGUCUGAGAGGAAAAUCUGAUUCCAGCUUAACCCAUGACUUAAAUCCUCUACUAAUUGAACUAUUUUUAAAUGAAAAGAAGAAUUCACCUAGAUUAUUUGAUUCAUUGUCUUAAUCAAGACUUUAAGACUCCUGGAUGGCAUUUAUCAGCUAAAUAUCACACUUCCCUCCCAGUGAUAGCCACAAGUGUCUUCAGACAGUGAUUGAAGCCACAAUGGUGCACCUGCUGGCUUUAACUUAAAUUGUGUAUUGGAGAGGAGAUAUUUGCAGAUAUGUCUGCAUAAGCUCUUUAUUUCUGAAAUCUUUAGACACUUCAGGCAUAACAAAUAUGCAUCAGCCAGCACUCAUCUUUGGGGUCACCAAGUGUCACCCAACAUUAUGUUUUAAGCUUUAAGCUUUAGUUUGAUGCCUCACUUUACCUUGAGCUUCCUACUUUGGGGGAACAAAAGGACAGAAGAAGAAAAGAAGGAAACUACAAAGAUGGAAUGAACAGAAGUCUCUGGUACACGUCUACAUUGCUGUCAAGGAAGUAAAAGAGUAGACUCAAUUAAGCCAAGCAGCAAUAGCUAGACAGUUACAAUUUUUCUAGUCUAUUUAACUUAAAAUACCUCAACACUUCACAGAAGUCACUUCUGUGACUGCAAAGUAGAUGUGGCUUUAGAGAGGGAGUUUUCUGUUGUGUUUUGUUCUCAUUUCUUCUGUUACUGCCAAGCUUCUCAAAGACUGUAAAGCAUAGGACUAUUAAAACCCAUGUUACUCCUUAGGUGCUUAUUACCCACAAUAACAAUAUACAGUACUGAUUUAUAAAUCGAAUUAUUAGGAGGAAUUCAGUGUAGAAUGAGUAGAUAAUAACCUGCAAAGUGCUCUUUACAUUAUUUACAACAUUACCACUUGUUGAUUUUAAAAUGGAAGACCUUUUAGUGUCUUUGAGGUCUGAAAAAUCAUUUUUUCAUUAGGUUUUUACUAAACUAUGAGAACUACCCAGGUGUUUUGCCAUCACUAACCCCUGCAAUUGUUUUGCCUUGUGUUUUAUCAUAGGGUUGUAAAUGUAUAUAUUGAAUAUUAGACUUUUAUAUUUAACUUAGAAUUUUUUGCAUCAAAACAGAAACUGUGACCUUCAGUUUCUGUAUAUAAAUAUUUCUAUUUCAAAUUAUUAAUAAUUAACAUUUUUUGGAUGCUUCUUACAUUAUUAAGGUAGAAAACUUCUAUGCUCUGAAAUUCAACACUUUUUUGGAGAUUCCCAAGCUAGGUCUGAGAAAACUGGCAUUUUGGAUUGCACAGUGAGAAAUCCCAGGAUCCUAGAAACCCUGCUUCCUUAGCAGUCAAAGGUUUGAGCAUAUGCAAGAGACUUUACCUUGGGUACAGUUAACAUGGUGCCAGAUUUAAAUAACUGUCUCUCCUUUUAGAUAUGGCCUGCUAAUAUCAUUACUAAACAUUUCCACUGCUAAAGAGUGUUUAAACCAGAAGAAUUUUAUGAGACUGUUUUAGAAGAUCUAAAGUUCAGAAGCUGUGCAAGCAAAAUUGGUAGAACUCUUCAAAAAUACUUGGCUUUGCAAGUUUUUUUUUUUUCAAAAUGCCUGCAAGACCUUUUCUUGUUCGUUUUUAUAAACAAUUUUAUCAAUUUAAAAGUAUUCCUAACAACGUUACAAAAAAUUUUUUUUUCCACUUGUUGAAAAUGAGAUAUACCUCAAUAGUACUAUCUUAGGAAAUUUUGCAAGCUUCAGCUAUAUUUAAAUUUUUAUUUGAUACCUCAUAGAAUUCAAGCUUUUAAAUUAGGACCUCUUAGUAAAAUUUAAGCACUGAAUAUACAAGAUUAUAUAUUGUAAGAACCAAUGAAGUAAAAAUUCUUAACUGAUAAAUAGCUUAGAGACAGAGUGCUCCACCUUCCUGGGAGGACAUUAUCAAGUGACAUAAGCUUUCCCUAAUGUGGAACAGCAUUGCAUUUCCUGUGAUUUCCUUCUGCCAGGUGUCAUCUCAGACUAAACUAAAGGUUGCACCUUUUUUUUUUUCAUUAGCUGUUUCUGGUUAAUUUCAUUUCAUAUGUUUCACCUCAAUUUCACCUUCAGUAAGCUAAUAUUGAGUUAAUAAGAAGCCUUUUUAUACAGGCUGAUAGUGUUUAUACAUGCAUGCAGGUUUACUUAUGUAUGUAUUCCUCUGGCCCACAUGGUAAAAAAUAUCCAUAGGGAACACUAUGGGGUCAUGGGACUGGAUAAAAUCUUUUAGAAUCCUGUUAGGAAAACUGUACUGCACUGUCCCAGUGUGGGACAUGAUUUCUUUUCUGUGGUAUGAUCUGCCACAGGAGGUUUUGGAGUCCUGGGAGCUUUUGGAGGAUGGCAUCUUUGCUGUAUCCAUCAGUUUCCAACAGUAUGUUUCUCAGGAGUUACACUGCAGAAUUCCCUGAGCAUAGAUUGCCUGGGGGACUCCUGGAAGGGAGACUGGAAAGUAAUGUCAAUGGUUGAUUUUCAAAAGGGAAAGAGAUCAUACCUAUAUUUCCAGAUUAAGGUAAAAGCUAGAAGACUCUUCCAAAAUAGCAAGUUUUGUAGAGUUGUAUGUAUCCACUCAUUAGGCUCUACAGAUUUCAGAAAUGCUGCUUUCAUGUAUAGGAACAUCAUCCUGUGCCUAUUACUGAUGAUAUGAUUAGUUAAUAUGAACAGAAUCACUUAUAUUAUCUUACUCUUGAGCUUUGACCGGUAGAAUAUUGACUACAAAAGCUGUUAAAAGAGUGGUCCAUCAUCAGAGUCCUGACAGACAGCUGUGUUUCAGGUUUGCCUGUACUGUCCUGGCAGGAACAUUCAUAUUUUCCUAGAGCUAAGAUGAGUUUAGCUGCCAUGCCAUCUGCCUUCUCAGCCUCUCUUAAUCAUAAGCUAGUACUUGUAUCAAAGGGCCAAGUGAUGGGGCCAAAUUCUGUCGUCACUGAUAACUACAGUCUUCACUGCAAUUAGAAAUUAACUGUGGCACAAAAUAAUACUAAGAAUUUUAGGAUGUUUUUGUGAUAGACAUUGAAUCAUAAUGUAUUUGGUCAGCUCAAAGACCUGAAGAGUACUGACAGGCUGAGAUUUAUGUACUGUAUUGGUACUGACAAAUGGCAUCCUUAUAGAAGUUCAAGUUUUUGUAGAAAGAGGACCUGUUACAUCUGUUCACUGGUUGAUAAAUUUCUUUAAUUUUUUUUAAUCUUCCACAAGAUGAUUUGUCAAUCUCUGAACUGUGCAUUUGAGUACUUUAAAUAGUACAUUUUCUCUCUGACUUCUCCCAGAGUGGCCAAGCUUGUAGUUCAGUACUUUUACUGUCUCAUUUGGCAUGUUGUAAAUACAAUCCAUUGUUGUUGAACAAAUGCUCGUCCUGAGCAGCUAUCCACAAACAGUAUGUUAUAGAAACUGCAGAAACCGGGUAGCAGUCUAAGAUUACAGCACUAUUUCCUGCAGCUUGGUGCAUCAGUUGUCAGCAUAUUAAUACAGAUGCUGUAUAGUACCUGAUACUUAGGUGUAAAGUAGUUUUAGGGGUGUAUUGCCAAUAGCAGCUAAUCAGUAUAAACUGGAUAAAAGCCAUGUUCUUCAUCUUAUAAUUCUUUUUUUUCUAUCUAUUAGGAUGAUUUUUUGUGGUAUGGGUAUCUUCUAGAUUUUAUAUAGGAGGGGAUACCGUUUUGUAAUUAAUCAAACCAGAACAAGCUCCCAGUUCUAUUCUAGACUUCUUUCAUAUCUACAGGAAGGUGAAUAAAUAAAACUGAUUUCAUUCCAGAUAAAAAUAAUACUUUUUUCUCAUUCUUUUCAUUUUUUUAUUUUGUGUUACAGUCCAGUGUGUUUUAGAAGGGCUGUAAAGAAUGAAAACGUUGCAGUGCCAUUGAAACAACAGUAUUAACCUCACUAUAUCUUCCUUGUGGAUUUUCUUUUGAAGUGAAGUGUUUGCUUGGGUUUGUUUGAGCUUUGUUUAAUUAAAAGAUUAUAUUAUAUCAGACAAUCAAGCCAGCUUUUCUUGGACAAGUUUCUAAGGGGGCCUGAGUGCUACUGUGGUCAAGUGAAAUAAUCUGUGAGCAUUUGCUCAUCAGGCAUGUAGCCUGAACAACACACUUUCAUCUCCAUAUAGCUCGGAAAAGGGAGAGACUUGAGAGGGAAAUUGAACAGAUUUUUAGGGGUCAAGUUCAGAAAAGCUAUGUCAAAUGAAAUGUGCUUGUCAUAUUACAUCAGUUUUGAAACUAGUGAUACCUGUUGCAAAGGAAGACUCAUGCUUCAUGUCAGAUGGGACUGGAUAAGAGCUUUGCCCAGAGAGUUGAUAAAAGCAGUUUCUUGUAGGUGCUUUCAGCAAAGCUGUGAAUGCCCAGAUGAUGACUGACUGUAUGUUCCCCAGGAAUAACAGAGCUAUAUACUUUAAGAAAUACAGAUGUAUAAUGACACUAUUUUUGGUGGGGGGUAUAUCAGCCUCAAGAACAAAAGCUGCCCCUGCCAUUGUACUUAGCUGUUUCUCACUGUACCAAAAGCUUUGCCACGUUUGGAAGUUACAGGAAGCAAAAAUGGAGAAAUAAUAUUACAUGAAAAAUAAAGACCUGGCCACUGGAAAGUGGUUUUAGUAGAAUUACAGUAUGAUUUUCAACCUUCAUUUAGCUGUUUGGGUUCUUUUUCUUUCCAAUCAGUCUGAGUUAAAUAUUUGCACUGUUGAACAUUAUUAUUGUUGGUAUGCUUCCCUCUCUUCUCUCCAUAUGAUACAAAAUCAUCAAAAGAGAGGCCUCUUUGGCUGCUUUACUUCUCUUUGAAGAUGUAGCAAAAUGCUAAAUUCUCUUGCAAUGCUGAUAGUGUUCUAUGUGUACCUAGCAAUUUUCACAGACAUAACAGCUUUUAGGCCUCUGAUGUCCAUGUGGGAUUUGCUUUAAUAAAAUCAUAGCUUUGCUUGAAUGUUUGCAAAUUCACUCAGCAAUUAUAUAUUUGCUGUCCUUUGAAUUGAAAUCAACCUUGCAUUUAUCAUCCUCCAAUAUGUAAAGCAAAAAUAAUGGAAUAUUAAUAUGGUUUAGGUUUUUUUGGUUUACAGAAUUAAACUCCUUGGAAUAGUUCCUGAUUAAAUAUGUUACAAAUGUCUUAAAAGAAUAAGUUAAAUAGAUUCAGGUGCAUUUUCCCUGCUCCACAUUGUAAUUAUGUGUGUGAGUAUGUGUGUGUGUGUGUGUGUGUGUGUAUGUGUGUGUGUGUAUGUGUGUGUGUGUGUUUGUAUAUGUGUGUGUGUUUCUACUGUAUAUCUGAAAGUAUAAUUUUCUCAAAAACCAAGAUGUGCUAUGAACGACUUUGUAAAGGUUAUUGUAGUGGGAUGGAGUAUUUAUUUUUAAACUAAAUUCUUAAGGAGACAUUGACUGUAAAUAAAAGACUAUAUUUUCCUCCUCA
Haemorhous mexicanus (house finch) is the source of this 12014-nucleotide messenger RNA. RefSeq names its product formin 1 (gene FMN1). NCBI's taxonomy places the organism in Eukaryota, Metazoa, Chordata, Aves, Passeriformes, Fringillidae. Gene Ontology annotation, molecular function: microtubule binding. The record is from RefSeq and is a predicted model, not a curated record. The transcript has 18 exons. The coding region runs from base 16 to 4302 and encodes 1428 amino acids. Gene Ontology annotation, biological process: actin nucleation. Gene Ontology annotation, cellular component: cytoplasm; actin filament; nucleus.